AUCGCUACAUUUAAUAACUUGGUAUAUAUAGCAUUUAUUGCGAGUUGGCACUGUACGGCUUGAAUAGGAAGCAGCCUUACCGCGUGUGUUAAUCAUGAUUGCGGCCAUUCUGUUAACGGUCAUUGUCGGGGCUUUUGCUGAGCCAUCCGUACAUGUGGUCCCGCAUGCCAAACAGGCUGUACAUGAAGUAGCACAUGACGUACACAGGGAAGUCGGGCUUAUUCAUCAGGUCCCUGUCAUUCAGAAAGAGGUCAAAAUUAUUAGACAAGAAGUUCCCAGACUUGUGCAUAGACCCAAAAUUAUCCGAAAAACAAGAGUACAUGUACAGAAAUACAUCUAUGACAAGCCGUACAUUAGGAAACACACAAUUAUCAAGCCUGUCGAGGUCGUGAAGAAGUUUGACGUUCACAAGACAGUCGACGUCCCGCAGCCCAUACACAAGGUCAAAACAGUGGUCAGACCAGUUCAUGUAGACCGACCCUACCCACAAGUCAUCGUAAAGAAGAAGACUCAAUAUAAAGAAAACAGAAUCUUCAGACCCAAACCUGUGUUUGAAGAGAGAGUACAUAUCAAGAAACAACACGUACCUGUUCCAAUCACCGAGCACGUUUUCAAGAACAUCCCACAACCUCGUCUGGUCGUCAGGAAAUACCCCGUCGAUGUUACCAAGCACGUACAUAGCGUGAGGAAAGAGCCUGUUGCAGUUGCUCGAGUUAAGGAGGUGGGCGUCCAAGUACCAGUGAUUGACAGGAAGAAGAUCCAUGUCCCAGUGGCCAAAGCUCAUGGCGGUUACGAAUCCAAAGGUAAAGGAGGAGGGGGAUUCAUUGGGGGCGGGGCCAAUUCAUUAGGAGGUGGUCCUGGAAUCGCCUUAGGCGGCGGUCCUGGAAUCGCCUUAGGCGGCGGUCCUGGAAUCGCCUUAGGCGGUGGUCCAGGAAUCGCCUUAGGCGGUGGUCCAGGAUUUGGUAUGGGCGGCGGCUUCAUAGGAGGUGGUCCUGCUCUUCCGGUAGGCAUGGCCGGAGGACCAGGAUCAUUGGCAGGUUUUGGAGGCGGUGCUGGUUUUCAAGCGGGACCAAUAGGUGGAUUUGGAAGCCCCGCCCUAAUGGCAGGCCCCGCCCCUUUCCAAGGUGCAGCUUUCAUGGGAGGAUCAGGAUAUGCUAAUAAGCAUUAGGUUUAAAACGUGAAGUUAUCGGUGGCUACCAAUAAACCACUCAAAUGAGCUCAGACACGGUCCGAUGCGACCCUGAAAAUGGAUUGGAUUUCAUUUGCCAUGGUAUCUCUGUAUUUGUACAUACAUUAAACAUCGGUGCUCAUGUAAUGUAUCUUCAUCUCCCGGGCGUCUGUAUAAAUAGAUCUAUAUUUUUAA
Molecule: messenger RNA, 1363 nt
Organism: Magallana angulata
Lineage: Eukaryota; Metazoa; Mollusca; Bivalvia; Ostreida; Ostreidae
Product: mantle protein-like
Exons: 18
Coding region: 95-1168 (357 amino acids)
Source: RefSeq, a predicted model, not a curated record